AAUUCAAGUUGCCGUCAAGCUUUUUUUUUUUUGCCGCAAAACCCUGAAAAAUCUCUGAAAAUCGUGAUCCUUCAGUUGAGUCAGUGUUUAUUUGAUCUUCAACUUCGUUGCCAGAGAUCCAUCGGAGGAGCUUGAGCUAGUGAUUUUUGGCGAAUUUUUUUGGGUUUUUUUGGUUGGAUUUUUGGCGAUUCAAGUGAAAUAUUGAAGGAAAGGAGAUUUUAUUGGUAUCUACAUCGAACUGUGGAGGGAAGUGGAGAAUUUCCCCCAAUUUCUCCAUUGGCGAUUCCAAGUGAAUAUAAUGGAUUUUUGGCGGUAUUUAGGGUUUGUUCUUUUGUGAAUCAUAACAAAAUGGCUGGGGAACUGAUCAAAGGGGCGAUGAAUAUGAGAAAGAUUGUUCUUUGGUUUAUUUUGAUGAUUUCAGCUUCAGCAUCGCUGCUGAGGGCCAGUGGGAGGCAGUUGACUGAUGAUUCUCACGAGAUGACGGUGGAAAAAAUAUUGUUAAACUGUGGCCUGAAUCCUACAAACACAAAACCAAUUAUGGAAGAUUUGAAGAUUUCUGUUGUAAAGGGCAUUGUCAUUGAUUCUGUGAAGGAGGGCAGAUGGGUGAGGUUCAGUCCCCCCUCCCCUGAAUUAAUGGACACACUCCUUGAUUGCCUGAGCAAUCAUGACUUCCUUCUUCAUGUUUCUGGAGACGAUAAUUUAUGGAACAAGUUUUAUGAGUACGCUACAUUCACUGCUUCAAGAAGACAACUGGAAGAUCAAACUGAUACAAUAAUGUCCCCUAACUUGGCCCCUGCCCCAGCACCAGAUCUAGCAUCAGCUCCUGCACCUGCUCCUGUUCCAGGAUUAGCCCCAUCGCCAGGCUUUGGUGUUGAAAUACCCAGGUUUUUUCCGUCUCCAUCUCAUAGUCAAGCUCUUGGCCUUUCUCCUGCACCGAUUCCCAUGAGUGGGUUGGUAAUUUCUAAUGGUCCAAGUCCUGAUAAAGAUGCAGUUAUGCCACCAAAAAGUCACCAUGGAAGCAAGAAAACAGUUGUUAUUGUAGCUGUCCUAGUUUCAGCAGGGAUAGCUGUUCUUGCUUCAUUUCUCAUUUUCUGCUGCUGUAGAUGCUUCAGGAAGUCUUACAACUCAGAAAAUGGUCCUAAGGAUGACAGGCCUCUUUUGACUCUGAGCAUGAGUGACUUUUCUGGUGCAUACAGAUUUGGGCUUAGUACUCCAACUCAAAAGUAUAAUGGUGGAUCUUCAUUUGUCAAAACAAACUCAAGCUUAAAUGGACAUAUUUUAAGUUCAAACGGUUCGGGGGAGUCUCUUGCUUCUGAAAAUUUUUCUGGAAAUUCUAUUUCAACCGAGUCAUCCAAUGCAUCUAGCAAUGCUGUUGGACUUAUCCCACCUUCUGUGCCACAUUUAAAGCCGCCUCCUGGAAGGAACAUGGCUUCUCUUGCAGUGCCUCUUCCUCCUGCUCCCCCUUCGCCUCUUCCCAAAUCUAACCCUGGUCCUCCACCUCCUGCUCCUCCACCUCCCAUUCCUAAACAAAAGCCUGGACCUCCACCUCCACCACCAUCAAAAGCUUCUGUACCUCCUCGUCCUCCUCCUCAUGGAGGCUCCAGUUCUUCGAAGGUUCCUUGGUCGUCGCCUCUCGGGCCGAAUGCUGAUGCAGAUGCUGAUACUCCCAAAACUAAACUGAAGCCAUUGUUUUGGGAUAAAGUUUCAACAAAUCCUGACAAAUCUAUGGUUUGGAAUGAGAUUAAAUCGGGUUCUUUCCAGUUUAAUGAAGAGAUGAUAGAGACCUUGUUUGGCUAUCGUUCUGAGGAAAAAAGGAAAGCUGAGGGCAGAAAGGGCUCAGUUUUGAAUGAUCCUUCUCAAUAUAUUCAGCUUCUUGAACCCAGGAAAUCUCAGAAUUUGGCUAUUUCGUUGAAGGCAAUGAGCGUAAAAGUUGAUGAAGUCUCUGAUGCGCUAAUGGAAGGAAAUGAGCUUCCGGCAGAGCUACUCCAAACAUUAUUGAGAAUGGCACCGACCACCGAUGAAGAGCUGAAGCUUAGAUCAUAUUCCGGUGACCCAUCCCUACUGGGCCCUGGUGAACAAUUUAUAAAAGCAAUGAUGGAUAUUCCUUUUGCUUUUAAACGGAUGGAUGCAUUACUAUUCAUAACUUCACUACCAGACGAGGUCACAAGUAUCAAGGAAUCAUUUGCGUCUUUAGAGGUAGCAUGCAAGGAGCUUAGAAGCAGCCGGCUAUUCCUGAAACUACUAGAAGCUGUUCUCAAACUUGGUAAUCGAAUGAAUGAUGGCACUUUCCGUGGUGGUGCUCAGGCAUUUAAGCUCGAUACUCUCUUGAAGCUGUCCGAUGUCAAGGGUAUUGAUGGGAAGACUACACUCUUACACUUUGUUGUUCAAGAGAUGAUUCGAUCUGAAGGUGCAAGAGCUGUUCGACUGGCCAAAGAGACCCAAAGCAACUUAGAUGUAAACUCUAAUGACCAAAGCCUUGGAUUAAAGAUAGUUUCUCACCUGAGUACCGAGCUGGAGAAUGUCAAGAAGGCGGCUGGACUAGAUGCUGAUGCCUUGACCAACACAGUGGCCAGUCUAGGUCAUCAAUUGGUAAAGGCAAAGAAGUUUCUUGAUACUGAUAUGAAAAGCACAGAGGAGAACAGUGGGUUCCUCCGGCUGCUGAAAUCUUUCGUUGAACAUGCUGAGGUUGAUGUUACCAUCUUAUUGGAAGAAGAAAAGAGAAUCAGGUCGUUGGUGAAGAGCACAACGGACUAUUUUCAUGGGAAUUCAGGGAGGGAUGAGGGCUUAAGGUUGUUCAUGAUUGUGAGGGAUUUUCUUGGUAUGAUUGAUAAAGCAUGCAAAGAAGUGAGAGAGUCUCAGAAGAAAAUGGCAAUGACACCGAGGACUAGGGAUACUCUGACACCGGCAGCGGUUGCUGACCCCAGACACCAUCUUUUCCCAGCAAUUAGAGAUCGAAGGGUGGACAGCUCGAGCACAAGUUCUGAUGAUGAUGAAUCUUAAGGGUUCCAUUAGAAUAGGCUUCUGCCCCUGGGAGAACGAUGUUCUGUUGAACCGUAUCAUUGAUGGUUGUUGAUGCCAUUUUCGAUGAUUGCUUCCCUCGCAAAGCUAACAGCUCAGAAAGAACUCACAACUUGUACUCAAAUGACUUGCUACUGAGCAGAGAG
Molecule: messenger RNA, 3164 nt
Organism: Asparagus officinalis (garden asparagus)
Lineage: Eukaryota; Viridiplantae; Streptophyta; Magnoliopsida; Asparagales; Asparagaceae
Product: formin-like protein 3
Exons: 7
Coding region: 349-3000 (883 amino acids)
Biological process (GO): actin nucleation; actin cytoskeleton organization
Molecular function (GO): actin filament binding
Source: RefSeq, a predicted model, not a curated record